GCUAAAUUAUGGUAGCGUAGAUUUAUAUGAUUGUACCUGAGGUACUGCGCACUCGUAUGUGUAUAAAAGAGCCCGCUUACUCGUACAUGCCAAGCGAUGGCUUCGGGAGCAGCCUCAGAAACAGAUCGGUCACUCCAACUGACAUCAACCCGCAGGCAACUUAUUCUACCACUAUUUGCGCCAACAACACCACCAAAGCUAUCCUGAUCACAUCAAAUACCAAACACCGUUCGCUCUUGCGAUCCAGCCUGGCACUAUGGGUGCUCUUCUCUCUUUGCCAUUGCUGGCUGUGCCUAGCAUGGGCACCGUACGUCUCCCAAACACCAUACAUCCACUAUCCGAUUCUUGAGCCUACCUGACAUUUUAUAGUUCCUAGGCUUUGCAGCCAGUUGUUGCGGUGCGGCAACUUGCUCAGCAGUCUGCAGUGCCUGCGGGAAGUGUGGCAAUAGGUGAGCUUAACCUGUAAAUCAAAAGCCCAAAUCCCAUCGCUAACAACCUCAGUGUUGCGACAAGAAUAGCAUACGCCCUCAUACUCCUUGUCAACUCGAUCCUAUCAUGGAUAAUGCUUACUCCGUGGGCGAUCAACAAACUACAACAUCUGACGCUUGAUUAUAUGACGAUUACCUGCCCGGAUGGAGCUUGUUAUGGAUGGGUUGCGGUCCACCGAAUCAACUUUGCGCUAGGAAUAUUCCACCUGAUAAUGGGUCUGCUUCUACUCGGCGUCAACUCCUCAAAAGAUCCUCGAGCUUCUAUCCAAAAUGGAUUCUGGGGUCCUAAGAUCAUUGCCUGGUUGGCCUUGAUUGUGGUUUCCUUCUUCAUUCCCGAGGCAUUCUUCAUGGUCUGGGGUCAAUAUAUCUCCUUGAUCGGCGCCACUCUCUUUCUCCUACUCGGUCUCAUACUCUUGGUCGAUUUAGCACACAGUUGGGCAGAAUAUUGUCUCGGAAGGAUUGAGGAGACCGAUUCUCGUGUAUGGAGGGGAAUUCUGAUCGGAUCUACCUUGGGAAUGUUUGUUGGUUCUCUCGUUAUGACGAUCCUUCAAUAUGUUUUCUUUGCAAAGGACGGAUGCUCCAUGAACCAAGCCGCCAUUACGAUAAAUUUAAUUCUACUACUCGUCUGUUCAGUAGUUUCGGUUCAUCCAGCAAUCCAGGAAUACAACCCCAAGGCUGGUCUGGCCCAGUCCGCUAUGGUUGCUAUUUACUGUACCUACCUUACAAUGUCGGCUGUUUCUAUGGAGCCAGAUGAUAAGCAGUGCAACCCUCUCAUCCGAGCUCAGGGCACUCGAACAACAUCGAUCGUUAUUGGUGCUAUUGUCACCAUGUUGACUGUUGCCUACACAACUACCCGAGCCGCAACGCAAGGCAUCGCUCUGGGAGGCAAGGGAAAGAGAAUCAGACUUCCAGAUGACGAUGAGCAUGAUUUGGUCACUCAGCAACCCGACAGCCGCCGUGAGAUGCGUGCUGCCGCACUUCGUCAAGCCGUAGAAGAAGGAAGUCUUCCCGCAGACGCUCUCCUGGAUGAUGAUCAAGAUAGCGACAGUGGAAACAGCGCAAAGGACGACGAGAGAAGCUCAACUCAAUACAGCUACGCUCUCUUCCACGUUAUAUUUUUCCUAGCAACAACCUGGGUAGCGACCCUCUUAACCAUGAAUAUCGAAGAAUCUACCAAGGACGGCAAGGACUUCGCGCCAGUUGGGCGAACAUACUGGGCUAGUUGGGUGAAGAUCAUCAGUGCCUGGGUUUGCUACGGUAUAUAUACCUGGACAUUGGUCGCUCCUAUCGUGUUACCUGAUCGGUUUGAUUUUUCUUGAAUAGCUGGUAGACUGUGAGAGGCAUAUGGCAUGUCAAGCGUGUUGUCGGUUUAUAUACAUUUAUGUUAUAGCACUACGGAUGGGGUUGGUGGAUUUGAUUAUUUUGCAUUGGUAUGCGGGGAUAUGACAUCCCACUUUUUUCUUAUGUUCGUUUGGGGUUGGAGGGUCUUCAGAUGCAUGAUACUUAGGAUGAGGGCCCAUUUUAAUCAAUUGCAUUUGUUUAUACCAACUACA
Hymenoscyphus albidus is the source of this 2041-nucleotide messenger RNA. Lineage: Eukaryota; Fungi; Ascomycota; Leotiomycetes; Helotiales; Helotiaceae. The record is from the annotation of a GenBank genome assembly.